Molecule: messenger RNA, 4460 nt
Organism: Vanessa tameamea
Lineage: Eukaryota; Metazoa; Arthropoda; Insecta; Lepidoptera; Nymphalidae
Gene: Prp18
Product: DNA helicase MCM9
Biological process (GO): RNA splicing; double-strand break repair via homologous recombination
Cellular component (GO): MCM complex; spliceosomal complex; nucleus
Molecular function (GO): ATP binding; ATP hydrolysis activity; single-stranded DNA binding
Source: RefSeq, a predicted model, not a curated record
AUUGAUGCUGUAAUUUCAACAAAAACAAAAACUUUGUUUUCAACUGUAUUCAUUUUGUAUUAUAUUCUUGACGAAAAUAAACAAUAGCAUUCUGUAAAUCUGUAUCUAUACAAAAAUCAAAUUCAUUCAAAGGCUAAAGUUAAAAAUAUAUUUAUUUGGCCCAUAAUAUAUGUCCCAAACUUUUUAUUUGCUAUAUUUUGUGAUCCGAAUAUGGAUAUUCUUAAAGCAGAAAUUGCUAAAAAACGGAAACUUCUAGAAGAAAAAAAUAUUUUGAAUCCAACAAAGAAAUAUUUUAAAAGGGGUGAUCUUCUAGCUAAGGAACAGGAAGAAUACUUUAAAAAGUAUCAUUCAAAUAACACCGAAGCAGAUGAGAGUGAGGAAAAAAAGGAUGUUGAAAAAGUCAAUAAGGUAGAAAAUGAAAAAGAACAUACAGAAAGUGUAUCCCUGCCAAGAUUUGAAGUAAUUAAAAGAUUAAGAGAAAGAGGACAUCCAAUUGCAUUGUUUGGUGAAAGUGAACUUCAAUCCUUUAAGCGGUUACGUAGAAUAGAAAUUCAAGAACCUGAAGCAAAUAGGGGCUUCAGAAAUGACUUUCAAGAAGCUAUGGAAAAAGUAGAUCAAGCCUAUCUAAACGAAAUAUUAGCUCUGGGCACACAGAAUGAUAAUGAGAAAUCUCAGAAGGAUGAUGAGUUUGAUGAUUCUGUAACCUAUGACUUGAUCCAAGAGAUGGCCAAAACUAUGGGACAAGGUGACAGAAAUCACGAUAUGAAUGUAAUAAUGACAUUAUUACAAUUUCUCCUAAAAUUGUGGGGCCAACAGCUCAAUUCUGCAAAUGCCUCAGAAAAAACUGCAACUAAACACAAAAUGGUACGAGCAACAUAUACACAGACACAAGUAUAUCUAAAACCAUUAAUGAGGAAAUUGAAAAAGAAAACUCUUCCUGAAGACAUUUGUGAUAGUCUUAUGGAAAUAACUAAACAUUUAUUAGAAAGAAAUUACAUAAUGGCAAGCGAUGCAUAUCUUCAAAUGGCAAUAGGUAAUGCUCCAUGGCCCAUUGGUGUAACUAUGGUUGGAAUUCACGCUCGUACUGGUCGUGAAAAAAUUUUCUCCAAAAAUGUCGCCCAUGUAAUGAAUGAUGAAACACAAAGAAAAUACAUUCAGGCUUUGAAGAGACUUAUGACGAAAUGCCAAGAAUACUUCCCAACAGAUCCAUCUCGAUGUGUAGAAUACAGUAAAAUACAAGAUAAGUAAAUAAAUAAAUCAUAAUUUUUGAGAAAAACUGUAUUUAAACCAAGAUCAAACAUUUCGCAUAUCAAAAUAGAGUAAGUUUUUUUAAAAAUAUUGUAAAAUAUUUAUAUAUUGUUUUCUUACACAUGUUUUUCUUGUUAUAGCUUUUUAAAACUUUUCGAAACUUAUCCUGAUGUUGGCGACAAGGUGUUAUGCAGUCCUGUAGAUACUAUACCGGCUUGUAAUAAAGAUAUAUUAAAAGUUCAACAAAAUAUUUUAGAAAAAGAAGAAUACAAGUCCACGGUUUUAAAGUUACCUUUCAGUUAUUUAAAAAGAAAUGUACAUGCAAGAUUUUUUGGUUUACCAGUAUGUCCUGAGUUACAUAGGACAAUAUUUCCUAAAAAUGUGGAUUUAGGAUGCUUUUUAAAAGUCACAGGCACUGUGGUGCGUGUAACACAGGCAAAAAUGCUAGAAUAUCAAAGGAAAUAUGUAUGUAUGAAAUGCAAAUAUGAAAAUUCUGUGGAAGCAGAUUUUGAAUACCGAUAUAUAUUAAAAGCACCAUCAAAGUGUGGAAAUACUGAAACAAGAUGUAAAUGCUCUACAUUUACACAAAUCAAUCUUGUUUCUAGAGAGCAUUGUAAAGAUUAUCAAGAAAUUAAAAUACAAGAACAAGUUAACAAACUCAGUAUUGGAACAAUACCAGGAUCCAUGUGGGUUAUUCUGGAAGAUGACUUGGUAGACUGUUGUAAGCCAGGUGAUGACAUAAUAAUUUGUGGAAUAGUAAGGCGACGAUGGCGUCCUGCAGUACAAAAUAAAAAAUCAGAGGUAGAAAUUGUUUUGCAAGCCAAUUAUAUUGAAGUUAUAAAUGCUCAAAGAUCAGAAGUCAUAGCAAUGGCACCUGACAUUAAGGACUGUUUUGAUGAUUUUUGGAGAAAGUAUGAACAGUGUCCUUUGAAAGGCAGGGAUCAAAUACUGCGAUCUGUUUGUCCUCAGGUAUAUGGUCUUUAUUUAGUCAAGCUAGCUGUUUUACUGACUGUUAUAACAGGUUCUGAUCACCAGGCAGAAGGUGAAAGUAACAAAACAAAAUCUGAUGAGGCACUAGCAACACAUGUUAGAGGACAAUGUCAUUUGUUACUUGUUGGAGAUCCUGGUACAGGAAAAUCACAAUUAUUAAAGGCGGGUGCACAGUUAACCCCCCGAUCAGUGUUUACGUCAGGAGCUGGCAGUACAAGAGCUGGACUCACAUGUGCCGCUCUUAGAGAGGAAGGUGAAUGGCAAUUAGAAGCUGGUGCAUUAGUAUUAUCUGAUGGUGGUGUUUGCUGCAUAGACGAGAUAUCGCAUUUAAGAGAUCAUGAUAGAACCGCUAUACAUGAAGCUAUGGAACAACAGACCAUAUCAGUGGCAAAGCAAUUAUAUAUUAUAAUUAAUUAGAUUAAAUUUAAGAAGCCCAGUUUAUCUCCAUAUUUUUAAUACAUAGUCUAAAUAACAUAGUCAUUAUAAAUUAAUUUAUAGGCUGGAAUUGUAUGCAAGCUUAACACCCGUUGUGCUGUUAUAGCUGCGUGUAAUCCGAAAGGGCAGUAUCAAAAAGAUGAGCCACUCAGUGUCAACGUAUCCUUAGGAACACCGUUGUUAAGUAGGUUUGAUUUGAUAUUUAUUUUGUUGGAUUCAAAAAACAAAACAUGGGACAAAUUAGUAUCAUCCUACAUACUUUUCGGUGAUGCUAAUCAUAAAGAAACAAAAAAGAAAUGGAGUAUUGAAAAGCUUCAGAUGUACAUAGGAUUAAUAGGACCAAGACAUACUGAGAUAACAAAAUCAGCAAAUACAAUAUUACAGUGUUAUUAUAUGAUGCAGAGAAAGUCAGAAUACAGAGAUCCUUCUAGAACCACUGUCAGAAUGCUUGAUAGUUUAAUAAGAUUAUCACAAGCUCAUUGUCGCCUUAUGUAUAGAACUAAUAUAUUACCAGUAGAUGCUAUUGUAGCAAUUUCCUUAGUUGACUUAUCUAUGCAAGACUGUACAUUCGAAGAUACAGUUGAUGCUUUACAUUCUACUUUCCUAGACUAUCCAGAUUUUAAUUAUUUGUGCACAGCAAAGAAAUUGUUGACUAAAAUGUGUUUAUUUGAUAUUUGGAGAGAAGAGCUGCUUUACUAUGGAAAAUUGCUUCAAGUAGAUCAUAAAACCUUAGAAACUCAUAUUGAUAACGAAAACUUUAAGGUAUUUGUCAAAUAUGAUGAUGUCACAGAUGAUAACAUACCACUCUCAGCCUCACUUGUAACUAGUUCAUAUUUUAACAAGAAAAAUCCUAGUUUUGAUGCUAAAAGAAAUGAUAAGAAGCAUGGAAAUUACAAGGAAAAUACAAAUGUUAAAGUUAUUCAUGAUAAAUUGGCAGCAACCUUGAAGAAACAUGCUACUUUAAACAAAGUUGAAAAAGAACCCCCUCUUGACAGCAAAAAGAAAAAAGUAAUUAAACGAAAACGAAAAGAAGUAACAAUUGAUACUAGUUUUUUUGGAAAUAAAAAACAAAAAAAUACAAAAAAGAAUAAAAAAGUUAAAUCCAAUAGUAAUAAAUCUGAUAGUGAUGUUUGUAACGAAAGUGAAAUCUUAAAAGUAGUACCUAGUGUAAAUGAUGUGUUUACAGAACUGGGUAUUGAUUUUAAUUUUCUCAAUAAUUCUGACAUUAAUAUAGAUACUGGUGGUAUAAAUGAAAAAAAAUCACAAAAUGAAAUUGUUGCAGAAAAAGAAAAAAAAUCCAAUAUCAAUAACAUGGAAAUUGAGUCUAAAAUAAAUCAUGAUAAGAAACAGUUAAAUACAACAGCAAAUAAACUAAAACAGUUUGAAUUCAUGGCAAAAGAUGACUUUAAUAAAUUUUAUGGAGAAAAAUGUGAAAUUAAUAAUUUAGCGUCUACAGAAAAAACAGUUAAAUUAUUGAAUACAAAUGAUAAAAGAUUAAGCAAUCCUUCAGGAAGUCAAAAAUCAUCAGGAUUAAGCUCUCAAAUAUCUAUUUUUGAGAGUUCCGACUGUGAUAUAGAUUUAGACAUAUAGAAGGAAAAUGAAAUUAUUGUAUCAUGGUUGAAAAAAUGGAAAAGAUUAUAUUAAUGUAUAUAGUUUUAUUAUUCUAGUUGUAUUUAUACAUUUUGUCUAUUAUUGUAAAUAAAAAAUUGCUUAAUACAAUUUUUAUUGAUCUUCAUCUGAUGUAGAUGGUUUGUAAGGAUCAUUUUCAUAAUUUUCUAUAAGGAGUG